AUGGAACCAAAUUGCAAUAAAGACCAACUGAUCACGGAAGACUUAAUUCGUGUGUCCAAUGUAUUUGAACUACAUACCAUUACUGACAAAAUAGAUGAUUUACCAAUCAAUGAGAGUCAAUCAAUGGAUAAAGAACACCACUACUGGAAAGCCUUCUUAGGAAUUACAAUGGGAUUACUGUCAGGUGCAAGUCUAGCAAUCUAUGAUACAUUCGCCCUGCUGUGCAUCAAGAUUGGUUAUUCACCAUCACAGGUUAUACUUGUAAAAUCACUGAUGAUGAUGGCAAUAACUAUUCCGUUGCUUGUCUACAAGAAAAUCAACAUUGUGUCACUAAGACGACAGGACACACUGUUGAACAUAGCUAAAAGCAUUUGUGAGAUUGCAGGGUCACUAUUGUUUUACUAUGGUAUGAGUAAUAUUGGAGUGGGAGAUGCGUCUUCAAUAGCAGCAGGAACAACACCAAUAUUCACACCACUUUUCGCCUGUAUAUUCAUACAGGAGACGUUUAAAUUCCACAACUGUGUUUCUGUAGUAACAAAUGUAAUUGGAAUUGUAUUAAUAUCUCACCCCAAUUUUAUCUUUGACACUGAUACAAACGCGCCUCCUCUCGGAUAUGUGUACGCCCUUUUAGCAGGGAUCCUCCUCGCGAUUGGCGCAGUUUGUUCCAGAGCAAUGUCUCAUGGUCUGUCACUUAUAGUUGUUGUAUUCUAUAAUGGGUUAUGUGGUACUAUAAUUAUGUUGAUAUUAGUGUACCCUACAAGUAAUGAUCGGAUAUAUACGUUGAUACCUGAAUGUCCUAUCGCGAUUGCAUAUCUAGUAGGAGUGGUAGCAUUUUUUGUCGCUUUCUUGUACUCGUUCAACCGAUCGUUACAGUUGCAGAGUGCGGGUAAAACCACAAUUUUAUUUAACAUCAAUAUUGUUACUGGCUUUGUAGCUGACGCCAUUGUAUUCCAUAAACAUAUAGUUGAUUUAGAAAUAAUCGGCUCUGCUCUUGUAAUUCUCAGUUCUAUUAUUGUAUUUGUGACCACGUGCUUUGAAAUGAAGCACAGAGUUGGCGAAGAAACAAAUCUUCUUGAGAAACCCAAAUAA
Saccoglossus kowalevskii is the source of this 1089-nucleotide messenger RNA. RefSeq names its product solute carrier family 35 member G1-like. Gene Ontology annotation, cellular component: membrane. Lineage: Eukaryota; Metazoa; Hemichordata; Enteropneusta; Harrimaniidae. The record is from RefSeq and is a predicted model, not a curated record.